Messenger RNA from Aspergillus fijiensis CBS 313.89, 1025 nucleotides. RefSeq names its product NAD(P)-dependent alcohol dehydrogenase. Lineage: Eukaryota; Fungi; Ascomycota; Eurotiomycetes; Eurotiales; Aspergillaceae. Gene Ontology annotation, molecular function: zinc ion binding; L-iditol 2-dehydrogenase (NAD+) activity. The annotation marks the transcript as partial. The transcript has a single exon. The record is from RefSeq and is a predicted model, not a curated record. Gene Ontology annotation, biological process: D-sorbitol catabolic process.
GUCCACUUCUGGACCCACGGCGGCAUCCUCACCAAAGUGACCCCGGAAAAGCCCCUGGUCAUGGGCCACGAAGCCUCCGGCACGAUCCACGCCGUCGGCGGCGCAGUCACCGACCUCCAGCCGGGGGACCGCGUCGCCGUCGAACCCGGCUACCCGUGCCGGCGCUGCGGGCCCUGCAAGACGGGGCGGUACAACCUCUGCCCGGCCAUGAAGUUCGCGGCCGACCCGCCGGACGCGCACGGGACCCUGUGUCGGGUGUUCCGGAUGCCGGCGGACUUUGUGUACCCGAUCCCCGAUGCGCUGAGUCUGCAGGAGGCGGUGCUGGUCGAGCCGUUGGCGGUGGCGGUGCAUGCGGUCCGGUUGGCGGAGGUGCGGCCUGCGCUGAAUGUGUUGGUGCAGGGGGCCGGGACGAUUGGGCUGUUGGUUGCUGCUGUUGCAAAGGCGUAUGGGGCUACCAGGGUGGGGGUGAGUGAUGUGAGUGAGGUGAAGGUGGAGUUUGCGCGGGGGUUCUUGUCAAUGUCGGGUGUCACGGUGAUGCGGCCGGAUAAUGCCGAAGAUGCGGAGGCGGUUGCUGCGCGGUUUAGGGGGGAGAUGGGCUUGGAUACUAGUCGAGGGGUGGAUGUGGUGGUCGAGUGUACCGGGGUGGAGACGGCGAUGCAGACGGGGCUCUAUGCCCUCGGGGCGGGUGGGGUGCUGGUGCAGGUCGGCAUGGGGAAGCCCCUGCAGGCGCUGCCGUUGCUGGAUAUGUUCGCCAAGGAGACGGUCUUCAAGACGGCGUUUCGCUAUGCGCCUCGUGACUAUGAGAUUGCGUUGGACUUGCUCGCUGAGGGGAAGAUUAGUGUGGCGCCGUUGAUUAGUAGUACCCUGCCGUUUGAGGAGGCGCCUGAGGCGUGGGAGAGGACGCGCAGGGGUGAGGGGAUCAAGAACCUCAUUCGGGGGGUGCAGGACUAGCUCGGGGCUACUGUUCCACUGUCAGUCUUGUAGCAUUUUUUGUUUCAACAAUGUCAAGUGGAGGAAUUCAAGAA